Molecule: messenger RNA, 1823 nt
Organism: Helianthus annuus (common sunflower)
Lineage: Eukaryota; Viridiplantae; Streptophyta; Magnoliopsida; Asterales; Asteraceae
Product: 3-oxoacyl-[acyl-carrier-protein] synthase I, chloroplastic
Exons: 7
Coding region: 144-1532 (462 amino acids)
Biological process (GO): fatty acid biosynthetic process
Molecular function (GO): 3-oxoacyl-[acyl-carrier-protein] synthase activity
Source: RefSeq, a predicted model, not a curated record
ACCAUCACAAUCACCAUCUAGAAGCACACCAUCUACUCCCAACAUCGUUUAUAUCGACUGCACACACUCACAGCAUCUAUACAAAUACAAAUACUCCAUUCACACUUUCACACCCACCACCAUUUUCCCCCAAACCCACCACCAUGCAAGCUCAAGCUCUCCUCCAAUCACCCCACCUCCGGGUCUCCCCACUCGACCCGCUCCGAACCCGCCCCAAACCCACCAACUUCAAACCCCGAACCACCGUCAUUGCAUCCGCCACCGCCCCUAAACGCGAAAAAGACCCCAAAAAACGGGUCGUCAUUACGGGUAUGGGUCUGGUAUCCGUAUUCGGAAACGAUGUGGAUACUUACUAUGAGAAAUUGUUAGCAGGGGAGAGUGGAAUCGGGUUGAUUGAUCGGUUUGAUGCGUCCAAGUUCCCGACCCGAUUCGGUGGGCAGAUUCGUGGGUUUAAGUCUGAUGGGUAUAUUGAUGGGAAGAAUGAUAGGAGGCUUGAUGAUUGUUUGAGGUAUUGCAUUGUUGCUGGUAAAAAGGCGCUUGAAGAUGCUGAUCUUGGUGGUGAUAAAUUAUCUAAGAUCGAUAAGGAGCGUGCCGGUGUGCUUGUUGGGACAGGAAUGGGAGGUCUUACUGUGUUUUCCGACGGAGUUCAGAAUCUAAUCGAAAAGGGUUACAGAAAAAUCACACCUUUUUUCAUUCCUUACGCUAUAACAAACAUGGGUUCGGCUCUGCUCGCUAUUGAUGUUGGAUUCAUGGGUCCAAAUUACUCGAUUUCAACCGCAUGUGCUACUUCAAAUUAUUGCUUUUAUGCUGCUGCAAAUCAUAUUCGAAGAGGGGAAGCUGACAUGAUGAUUGCUGGUGGCACUGAAGCUGCGAUUAUUCCUAUUGGUUUGGGUGGUUUUGUGGCGUGCAGGGCCCUUUCUCAGAGAAAUGAUGACCCGCAAACGGCUUCUAGACCAUGGGAUAAAGACAGAGAUGGUUUUGUCAUGGGUGAAGGUGCUGGUGUGUUGGUGAUGGAGAGCUUAGAACAUGCAAUGAAAAGGGGUGCACCAAUAAUUGCCGAAUACUUGGGCGGGGCGGUUAAUUGUGACGCUUAUCAUAUGACUGAUCCACGAUCCGACGGUCUUGGUGUUUCUUCUUGCAUUCAAAGCAGCCUUGAAGAUGCUGGUGUGUCACCAGAGGAGGUUAACUACAUAAAUGCACACGCGACGUCAACAUUGGUUGGUGAUCUGGCGGAGGUAAAUGCUGUAAAGAAGGUGUUCAAAAGCACUGACGGGAUCAAAAUGAAUUCAACCAAGUCUAUGAUUGGACACUGCCUAGGUGCAGCCGGAGGUCUAGAAGCCAUUGCUACAGUCAAAGCCAUUCAAACAGGAUGGUUGCAUCCCACCAUAAAUCAAUUUAACCCAGAGCCUGCAGUUGAAUUUGACACUGUUGCCAAUCAAAAGCAACAACACGAAGUCAACGUUGCCAUUUCAAAUUCAUUUGGUUUUGGUGGACACAACUCCGUUGUAGCGUUCUCUGCAUUCAAACCUUGAUAUGAUCUCUUCCAAGUCAUUUUUGAGGCUUCAUCAGUUGUUCUUGUUCUUUAUUGUAUGUCAUUAUAAGCGCGUUUUGAUUUUGUAAUCGUUGUUUUGUAUGUGAUUCUGGUUUAAAAGACAUCUACGACAUUUGCAUACCGAUUUAGGCAUUGAAUUUUGAGUUGGGACAAGUUUGGGGAUUAGCAUUGGGUUACAGACAGUUUGUAGCUUUUGUUUUGUGUAUUAUUCGGUAUGUCAAAUUUGUUCAUCCUCUCUUUUGGCUACGUUUUAAGAGAUUGUGUUUUAUCA